AUGUCUCAUUUUCUUUCUUUCUUUCUUUCUUUCUUUCUUUCUUUCUUAUAUCUCAUUUUCUUUCUUUCUGUCUUUCUUUUUUCCUUCUUUCUUUCUUAUAUUUCUUUUUCUUUCUUUUUUUCUUUUUUCUUUCCUUCGUUCGUUCUUUCUUUCUUUCUUUCUUAUAUCUCAUUUCUUUCAUUGUUUCUUAUAUCUCAUUUUCUUUCCUUCGUUCUUUCUUUCUUUCUUUCUUUCUUUCUUUCUUUCUUUCUUUCUUAUAUCUCAUUUCUUUCAUUGUUUCUUAUAUCUCAUUUUCUUUCCUUCUUUCUUUCUUUCUUUCUUUCUUUCUUUCUUAUAUCUCAUUUUCUUACUUUUUAUUUCUCAUGUCUCAUAUUAUUUUUCUUUUUUCUCAUGUCUACUUUCUUUCUUCCUUUUUCAUCAUGUCUCAUUUUCCUUCAUUCUUUCUUCUUGUCUCGUUUUCUUUCUUUUUUCUUAUGUCCCAUUCUCUUUUUAUUUGUGAUGUCUCAUACUAUUUCUUUUUUUAAUGUCUGGUUUUCUCUCCUUCUCUCAUGUCUCAUUUCUUUCUUUCUUUCUUUCUUUCUUUCUUUCUUUCUUUCUUUUAUGUCUCAAUUUCUUUCUUUUUAUUUCUCCUCCCAUUUUCUUUCUUUUCUUUCUCAUGUCUGA
Molecule: messenger RNA, 663 nt
Organism: Acanthosepion pharaonis
Lineage: Eukaryota; Metazoa; Mollusca; Cephalopoda; Sepiida; Sepiidae
Source: the annotation of a GenBank genome assembly